UUGGCCCAGUGCCCAACUAGACUCUCUGUGGAUCAGUCGAGCGAAAAAUCUUUCAAGAAUGUCGAAAUCGAAUGAAAUUGUUAACCCAAAUGAACAUCUUGUCAUACCCGAUUGGAUCACUGAAAAGUAUUUCAAAGCCGUGCUCGAUAGGGACGAACCGAACCAUGUCAAGGUGCUCAAAUUUACACCUGUCGCGGCCAUACCGCCCGGUGAGAACUUUACCUCCAUUAUGCUGCGCAUUUACAUCGAUUUGGAAAUGAAAGAUGGCAGCACAAAAACAAAGACCUACAUCUUUAAGACGAUGCUGCCUAGCGAACGGGGUGGGGCUGAAAUAGAGAAUUUUGGCCUGUUCCCGAAGGAACUGAAGAUGUACGAAACAUAUCUGCACGCUUUCGAGGCACUCUAUAAGGCAGCCGGUGAGGAUAUACAAAUUGCGGCCAAGUGUCUGCACACUGAGGAGCGCGAGGGCUGCAUUCACUUCAUUUUCGAGGAUCUGGGUGUUAAAAAAUUCCGAAAUGUGGACCGCAUUAACGGCCUGGACAUGGUGCAUAUGACAUGUGCUUUACGUAAGCUAGCCGAAUUUCACGCAGCCAGCUCAGUUUAUGAGGAGCAAAAUGGUCCCUUUCCCAGCGAAUUUAAUGAAGGAUUUAUUUCACUCAACACCGAUAAGUUCAUUAAAGAAGGCUUUCAGAUGAGGGAGGUGUCCUUUAAAAAGGCAAUGGCCACAUGGGGCAUGAACGAUGCCGAAAAGUAUAUCAAGAAUUUUCCUACUACAGAACAGUAUUGGGCCAUGUGUAUUAGUACUCUGGAAACUGAUCCCCAGGAUUUCAAUACCUUAACCCAUGGAGAUUUCUGGUCUAGCAAUUUGAUGUGCAAUUAUUUGCCUGACGGAAAUAUAGAUCAACUGAUCCUGGUAGACUUUCAAAUCUGCAAAUGGGGUAGUCCAGCUCUGGAUCUAUUGUUUUUUAUUACGUUAUCAGCUGCAAACGACAUACGUCUUAAGGAAUUUGAUCAUUUUAUCUGCAUUUAUUGGGAGCGUUUAAUAGAAUGCCUUAAAUUACUGAAAUAUAAGAAGCCUUUGCCCAAGUUGCGUGAUCUACAAGCCUCUCUGUACAAGAAGAACAACUCGUUCUAUGCCUUCUUUGCCCUCACAAAUCACCUGCCUCUAAUUGUGUUUCCUACCGAUAAGGAUAGCAAUAUGCAUUCUUUGAUGGCUGAAACUGAAGAAGCAGAAAAUUUACGGCUGCGUCUGACGUCUAAUCCCAUUUAUGCCAAUAUUAUGAAGGAUUUGUAUCCAUUUUAUUUCAAUCGUGGAUUGUUUAAUUUUGACGACUAUAUUACGGAAUUGCGUCUCGCUGGUCGGAGCGUACAGAACAGUAUAGAACGAGGCCAGAUACCAGAUCUUUCAGUGCCCACUUGCAUAUCAGUCAGAAUGCCCGAUAACAGCAACAAAUUCUGUGAAUCGAAUGAUGUGCACAUCCAUAUACCUAGCUGGAUCAAUGAGGCCUAUUUUAAGAAAUUGCUAAAACGUGAACUAACCGAAUUUCGAAAAAUACUGAAUCUCUCUAUAAUACCGGCCUCGCCGCCUGGCGAAUGUGAGAGCUACACCUCGUUGCUAAUGCGCAUUAUAAUCGACAUUGAAAUGAAAGAUGGAUUCACCCAACAAAAGUCGUAUAUUAUGAAAACCAUGCUCACUGAUGCGGCGGGCAUAGGUUAUAUCAACACGCUCAACAUAUUUCCGAAGGAGAAACAAAUGUAUGAGCUGAUUAUACCACAGCUGGAGCAGCUUUAUCAGGAACAGGGCAGAUCUGUCAAAUUUUCGCCCAAGUGCCACUGGGCGGAGAAUGUGAAUGGACGCAUCUCGUUGGUGCUAGAGGAUCUGAAGACCAAAAAGUUUAGCAAUAUCAAUCGGCUCAAGGGUUUCAAUAUGAAACAAAUGCAGCGAGUACUGGAGAAACUGGCCGAGUUCCAUGCAGCCAGCGCGGUCUGGCAUCAGCGCAAUGGUGCCUAUCCGGAGGAUUUCCAACGUAUCUAUCUGCCUGCCAACUAUAACAGAUCCAAGUCGUAUCAGGCGCGAAUACAGAGCUAUAAGACGGCCAUGACCACAUGGGGCUUUAGCAAUCCCGACCUCUACACGAGCAGAAUUCCGACAGCGGAUCAGUUUGUGCAAUGUGCUGCCCGUUGCUUUAACAACGAUCCACUGGAAUUUAAGGUACUUAAUCACGGGGAUUUUUGGUCUGGCAAUAUUUUACUCAAUAGCACUUUGGCCUGUGAUAUCAAGGAGAUACAUUUUGUGGACUUCCAACGCUGCAAAUGGGGCAGUCCCGCUCAAGAUUUAUGGGAGCUGAUCAUAUGCUCCUCGCAUCAUAGUCUGAGAACAAAACAAUUUGAUUGUUUUGUUAGAAUAUAUCACACACAUCUUAUCCAAUGCCUCAAAUUGCUGAACUAUGCCAAGCCGUUGCCUUUGCUCAGGGAACUGCACAUGAGCAUGCUCAAGCAUGGUUUCUGGGGUUACUUUACCACCUUUAUGCAUCUGGUGCUCAUUCUACUACCCGUGGACAAUGGGGCAAGUCUGCCCAAGCUAAUGCUGCCUGGUGAGGAUGGGGAUCGCUUUCGUGCCAAGGUCUACACAAAUCCAUUGUAUGUGCGGGCCGCCUUAAGCAUAUUUCCAUUCCUGCAUAGACGUGGCCUAUUAGAAUUUUAAGAAAUUAUUAUUUAUAUUUACUUACACUUGUUGGACGAAUUUCUCCUAUCUGUAAAUAUAGCAGUCACUUUUGGCUAUCUUGG
Drosophila novamexicana is the source of this 2787-nucleotide messenger RNA. RefSeq lists its product as uncharacterized. The coding region runs from base 59 to 2704 and encodes 881 amino acids. NCBI's taxonomy places the organism in Eukaryota, Metazoa, Arthropoda, Insecta, Diptera, Drosophilidae. The transcript is spliced from 8 exons. The record is from RefSeq and is a predicted model, not a curated record.